Drosophila suzukii is the source of this 1525-nucleotide messenger RNA. It is a transcript of the gene Elp4, whose product is annotated as Elongator complex protein 4. Gene Ontology annotation, biological process: tRNA wobble uridine modification. Lineage: Eukaryota; Metazoa; Arthropoda; Insecta; Diptera; Drosophilidae. The record is from RefSeq and is a predicted model, not a curated record. Gene Ontology annotation, cellular component: transcription elongation factor complex; elongator holoenzyme complex; cytoplasm.
CGCCGAGAGUGAGAGUGUAUUGGCAGCCAUCGAGAAUAGUUUACGCGAAGAAGAAACAUAGAGUACGCAGAAAAUAAAGGUUAGCUAAAUCCGUGCGAAGAAGAUGACCAGUUUCCGUAAGAAAGCAGUCACGAAGCCGAUCCGCGGCACCCGCACCUCGCCGCACACGGCCCAGGUGAUCACCUCCAGCGGGAAUCCCUAUCUGGACGUGGUCAUCGGCGGUGGCUUGCCCAUGAGCUCAAUCUGCCUGAUUGAGGAGGAUCGCUUUAUGACCCACGCCAAGGUGCUGGCCAAGUACUUCCUGGCUGAGGGAGUGCUCUCCAAGCAGGAGAUAUUUCUGGGCAGCCUGGACGAUAUUCCGGCGGAGAUGCUCCGCCGUCUGCCCAAGCCGCUGACCGAGCUGGAAACGGAGGUGGAGCAGCGCGAGGAUCAGGCCCAUGGCGCUGGCGGCGCCGAGAAUGGCCUGAGGAUUGCCUGGCGGUACAACGACCUGCCCCUGGUCAAUUCCGAGCAUGCCACAGCCAAGAUCGGUCAUCACUUCAAUCUAAUGGAGCAAAUGGACUCGAUGAUGCUCUAUUAUGCCAAUACCACCAUGUGGGACGAUAGCCACAAGGAGACAUUGUGGGACAUUGUCGUUGCCGAGGAGCUCUCCAAGAGCAGCUCGGCGACCACUUCAUCGUUGGAGCAGCAGCCCGUGGAGGAAGCCCCGCCGAUUCCAGGCGAGGAGACCACUCUGCAGGAGAAGAUUCCGGCCCAGGAAGAAAGCUCAGCUAACAACAACAAUAAUAACAACAACAACAGCAGCAGCGUGACCAGCAGCACAAAAACAGGCAGCCAGGAGGCGCAACCGCAGGUCUUCCAUAAUCCUCGAUACGGAGGACUGCUCAACGACAUCCAAGACCUGUUGCGGGAUGAGAGCUUCGUGGCUGGGACCAAGAAGAACCUGUGUCGAGUCUGCCUGACCUCGUUGGGAUCACCGCUGUGGUACGACGAGCACUUUGGCGAGGAUCUGAUCAAGUUCCUCACCCUGCUGAUGGCCAGUGUGCGGAACUGCAACGCGGUGUGCCUGAUCACGAUGCCCAUGCACCUGAUUGCAAAGUACGAUGCCAGCCUGGUGCCCAAGAUCCGCCAGCUGGUGGACUAUGCCAUCGAGCUGGAGUCUUUUGCCGGAUCGGAACGUGAAACGCAUCCGGCCUUCAAGGAAUACAGUGGCCUGCUCCACUUGCACAAAAUGUCGGCGCUGAACACGCUAGCCGUCCACAUGCCGGACACCACGGAUCUGGCCUUUAAAUUGCGCCGCAAGAAGUUCGUCAUUGAGAAGUUCCACCUGCCGCCGGAGCUGCAGGAGUCGUCUGCUAAGCCGGACAAUUGCAUCUCCGGCCUACUGAGCAAUUCCAAUGCCACGGCCUCGCUGGAUUUCUAGCUGUCAGCGGGAUUAGAACCUAAGUGCGCGUAUGUAACCACGAAACAACAACUAAAUUGCAUAAUAAUAAGCCAAGUAAAUGCAUUAAUAUAUCAGCCCUGA